This is a messenger RNA of Closterium sp. Yama58-4, 6264 nucleotides long. Lineage: Eukaryota; Viridiplantae; Streptophyta; Zygnematophyceae; Desmidiales; Closteriaceae. The record is from the annotation of a GenBank genome assembly.
AUGGCGUCCUUCACCUCUAGCACUGUAUCCGCACCCGCCCGUUUGCUUGGAGUGGAUAAUUCUACCAGUCUGUCGACUUCUCUUUCGUCUGCACGCAGCUCCAAUCGCGUGUCCGUUUCGCUUGAGGUUCUGUGCCAAUCCUUCAGCACAGGGCUCAAGAAAUUGCCGCGUUCUAAGCCCUUGAAACACUGCAGGAGCAGUUGCGCUGCGCCUGCCACAAUUCUGAGCGAAGUUACGAAGAGCAAUGUGGAUUCAAUUCCUGUCCUUUCGCGAACAGAGGUGGCGGAGAGGCUUGCUGACCACAAGCAUCCUAAUCAACAAAACUAUCGCGCGUUUUACUCGAGUGUGAUCGGUGGAAUCACGAAGGAUCCAGCAGCUAUGGUAAUUCCUAUCGACGAUCACAUGGCUCACAGAGGCCACGCUGUUUUUGACACCGCCAUUAUUUGCUCAGGGUACUUAUAUGAGCUCGAUGAGCAUGUUGACCGUUUUAUUAGGUCAGCUCGUGCGGCAAGAAUUGAACACCCAUAUUCUCGGGAAGAGCUUAAAGCUAUUAUCAUCCAGACUGUCGCUGUCAGCGGAGUUAGGGACGGCAGUACUCGAUACUGGCUCUCAGUCGGACCUGGUGGUUUCACAUUAUCCACUAAAGAGUGUCCAAGAAGUACCAUUUAUGUCAUGGUCGUUGCAGAUGAUAAGUUUACAAAGCUGGAGGCUCCAGUUGACGGGGUUACAGUGGCUACGUCAAGUGUUCCAAUGAAAGCUCCAAUGUUCUCAACAAUGAAAAAUGUAAAUUACAUGCCCAAUACCCUGGUGAAGAAGGAGGCUGAAGAGAGGGGUGUGUUUGAAGGCAUUUGGAUUGAUGAGAACGGCAACAUUGGAGAAGGUCCCAGCAUGAAUGUUGCUUUUGUUAAUGACAAAAACGAGUUUCUGGUUCCUGAGUUCAGCCGGGUAUUGGCAGGGUGUACAAUGAAGCGAGUUUUGGCACUUGCAGAAGAACUGUUGAAAGAAGAUGCAGUUCCUAGAAUAAGCAGGAUAUGCCACCGGGCAGUUUCAGAGGCUGAAGCACGACAGUGCACUGAAAUGAUGCUUGUGGGCAGCGGGGUGUUGGUAACUCCUGUGAUUCGAUGGGAUGACCAAGUCAUUGCAAGCGGUUCUCCAGGGGCAGUUACCAUGGCAUUGCGGAAGCUGUUAGCAGCGGACCUACAUGGGCGUCACUCUCGCAUUCAGGUGUCCAAGGUGCAGCGUAUCGCCUCCAUGUUUGAAUGCGAGCCGCCAUCGCCGUCCACGGCAAUCUCACUCUCACGCCGUGUCGCCGGCAACAGCACCGCCAAAAUUCAGUACAAGCGAUCCCAAUCGGACCGUCCAGGUCUAACUGGCGAUCCCCAGCAGCCCGUCAGACGACAGCCAAUCCCCUCCCCAAGAACAGUCGAAACUUCCGCCUUGCGAAGCGACCCAAGCGGGGAACUCGUCGGCGGCGGAGAGCAGUUGACGGAGGAGCAAUUGGCGGAAGAGGGGUUGGACGGCAUGAGCAUGGAGGAGAUGGAAGCGCUCUGCGAGAUCAUGGCGCUCGAGGAGUCGCAAGCCCGCGCGGCGCGCAUGGAAGCGCUGGGCUACGAGGUGGCGGGCGGGGAGGGGCGCGAGGAGUACCGCAAGGAGGGGGAUGGCGGGGAGGGCGGAUGGUGGCAGGUGGGGUACAGCGACGGGCGCGCGGGUGGAGAGGAGAGCGGUGGUGGGGAUGCGGAAGGCGGGAGGACAGGAGGCGGGGAAGAGGUUGCAGUGGUUGUUGGGGAUGACGAAGAGGGUGACUAUAAGGAGGGAGGCUCGGUGGGCUCCCUGAUUCGAUCCAUCGAGGGGCUACCCAAGAAGAACAAGCAGCAACCGCAGCCACUCUCUCCAGAAAAAACGCCAGGCAAAUCGCGCAAGUCGUCAGGCGGAAAGAAGAGCAGGGAGAAGCGCAGAGGCGAGCCGGGGGGCGCGGACGCCGUCGCGGGCGCGAUUGAGCGGUUCAGCGGCAGCGGGAAGGACCCUGGGAGACUCUCAACGUCCCGAAUGACGGCGUCCACGUCAGAACCGUCGCUGGCUCUCGCCGCUGCUGGCGCGACCGCGGGGAAUCGGCGCUAUGGCCUGGCAAAUGGCGGCACCGCCUCGCCUAUGGAAGACAGGCCGGCGGGAAUGGCGGGUGGUGGAGCAGCGAGGGGCUCUGCGGGACUGAGCGGGGAGUUCCCGCUGGAACUGUUGUCCAGUCCCUCUGUCUCUGUUGUCGAUGCUGAGCUGUCAAAGAAGAAGACUGAGGUGGCGCGAUACGAAACUGAGCUGGCACGGCGCCGUGCUGAGCUGAACCGACUGAGAGUUGAGCUGGCGAGUGUGAGUGUAGAGAAGGUGCAAGCGGAAAUCGCGCUGAAUCGGUUAAAGCAGGAAGUAGAGGACUGGUCGUAUGUUCCCUCGGAAGGGACAGGGCAGGGAGGAAACGAAGCGGACGAGGCAGGGGAAGCAGGCGAAAACGGUGCGUCUGAUGUGAAGAAGGAUGGGGACGGAGGAAGCAGCGAAGGGAGUUCCUCUCCUGGCCGGUUGAAGGCGCAACUGGGGAAGGUGAGGCUUGAGAAUGAGCGACUGAAAAGACGAGAGAAGAGCCUCACUGCUGACGUGGAAUACAUCGAAACCAUGCUGGCGCAGGAGAAGGGCGAGUCAGCAUCGCUGCGGCGUGAGCUGGCGGAGGUCAAACAGCAGAGAAAAGAUCUUGACAAGGAGCUCUCAGCUGCCCAGAAAGAACUCUCCUCCCUCAGGCGAUCAGCAGCAGUGGCAGAGAGGCGGGCAGCAGCAGAGGAAGCAGACGCGGCGCUGCUGCGGCAGCAGCUGCAGAAGGCACAGGCGGCGGAGAUGGGGUUGCUGGAGCAGCUGCAGCUGGCGACGAAGGAGGCGAUGGGGCUAAGGAAGACGCUGGUGUGGAGCAAGGAGACGCGCGAGGACGCGGAGGAGUGGCAGCGCGGGCUGCAGGGCACGCUGGCGGAGCAGGUGCAGCGCAACGGCGAGCUGGAGGUGAAGGGCGGCGAGAUGAUGGCAAGGCUGCUGGCGCUGGAGAAGGAACUCGCUGAGGAGCAGCGAAGGCGGAGCGCUGCUGAAUUCGAGGCACGUGAUGCAGUGGCAGCAAAGGAGUUGCUGGAGGAGGAGGUGAUGCUGCUGAGGCACACCAGAGGGGUGAUGAAAGAUGCAUUGUUGCAAGGGGAGGGGGACGGUGGGGAGAGGAGGGCAAGCAGGAGAGCAGAGGAAGCGGUAGUGGGGGAUGGGAGUGUGAAGGUGGCUUCUUCUGACGGGCUCAAGAUGGAGGUGCCUGCUCGAGUGUGGGACAUUCUCGACCAGGUGGAGGAGACGAAGGCGAGGGGCAUGGUGGAGAGGGACGAGUUGACGCGCCUGCACUGGCUGACGGCCUGCGUGCGUGGCGAGCUGCACAAGGCCAGAGAGCAUUUGAGAUUCGUAUCAGCAAUGGAUUCGCUGCGUGCACGGAGUCGCUUAACGCCGAGACCGUCUCAUCUUCCCGCUACCAUGUUCUCGAUCUUUGUCCUCGUCGCCUCUUCCUCCUUACUCCCCCUUCCGGCUCGAUCGUCCAGCGCAUUCCUUCGGUCCCGUGGCGACGAGUGGGCAGAUGCCGCUGUGCGAUGGCUCAUGCGACAAGCAAACGGCUCUGACGAUGGUAUCGCACGUCGCUCGCUAGUCGGGAGUCGAGCAUCAGCAGGUUGCGACUACCGAAGAGGGAGCUGGGUGCCCACGUCCACCAUCCCCAACUACAAGCCGCCCUACGCCAGCGGCUGCGCCGGGGGCUUUUCGUGUGACACUAACGGGCGCAACCCCGCCGGAUACGUGUGGGUGCCCGCGCCGCCUUGUUCCUACGACCAAUGGAGAUUCAAUCCCAAGACGUUUCUCGAGACCAUGCGGAACAAAGUCGUCGCGUUUGUGGGUGAUUCGCUAAGCGACAACCUGCACGCGUCGUUCCAUUGCAUCCUCUCCGCGUACACAAAAAUCGAGUUCAAGAAGUCGUGGCUGGGCGGCGCGCGGCCGGUGGGGUCGUUGUUCGCGGCGCAGUACAACUUCACGCUGCUCUCCAUCAACAGCGGCUACAUCGUGCAGAGCCCCCGAUACUACAAGGACCAGACGCAGCCAUACGUGGUGAAUCCCAAGUGGGCGGGCGUCCUGCCCUACACGCACGCCAUCAUCUUCAGCGCCGGCCACUGGUUCUUCCACCCGCCAAACUCAAAGCUGGGUUCCAACCCCAAUUGGCAGCCCAUGGGGGCAUACCGCAAGGCCAUGGGCGUUCUCUAUGACUACUUUGAGAAAACACCCUACAGCGGCCUCCCUAUAUUCAUGACCUUUUCCCCCAUUCAUGCCGGGAAUGAGUGCGCCACGGCCAAUGCCCCCUUGGCCAACGAGACCGAUGGCGUUGCGCAUCUCAAUGGGUACACCAUGCCGGCUAUGAGAAAGCAAGUGUCCAUAUUCAAGCGAUCGAAGAAGAUUCGGGUUGCGCAGAUCACUUACAUGAGUGCUAUGCGCCCCGAUGCGCACUUACGGGCAAAGAGAAAGGACUGCAGCCACUGUCUUGAUACGAAACGAGACUCGCAUAUUCUCUCGCCAUUAGGCCUCCUUCCCCGUUCUUCCGCCACUGCUGCCGUCAUAGUAGCAAUGGCGCGCAAAGAGCGGGCGAGUGCGUCGUCAGCGUUAGCUGACGUGGCGUGGAUGGCGGGCGUGGCGACGUGCGUGAAGCUGCUGCUGGUGCCGGCGUAUCGCAGCACGGACUUCGAGGUGCACCGCAAUUGGCUCGCCAUCACUCACUCGCUGCCGCUCUCGCAGUGGUACAGGGACGCGACGAGCCAGUGGACGCUGGACUACCCGCCGCUCUUCGCCUUGUUCGAGCGCUGCCUCGCGCUGCUCGCGUGCCGCGUCGACCCGCUCAUGACCCACCUCGUUAACGGCCUCCAGCACGCCAGCUACGCCACCGUGCUGUUCCAGCGUGUAUCAGUGAUGGCCACGGACUGCCUGCUCGCCGUGGCUGCAUGGCGCUGCACACGCGGCCUGCCCUCACGGGCGCACCGCAACGUGGCGGCGGGCGCGGUGGUGCUGUCAGCAGGGCUGCUGCUGGUGGAUCACAUGCACUUCCAGUACAACGGCAUGCUGCUCGCCAUGCUGCUGCUCUCCCUCUCGUUCCUCGCUGUAAGUCUCUCACAUGAUGCCUCUGCGCCAUGCGCCGCUGUUGCUUUUGCUGCUGUGUCUUUCGUUCAAUCAAUCCCCAACCUGCUCGCCCGUCUGUUCCCCUUCGGUCGUGGUCUCAUGCACGCCUACUGGGCGGCCAACUUCUGGGCCCUCUACACCCUCGCUGACAAGCUUCUUGCAGCUGCAGCUUCGGCAGCAGGCUCGGUAGGAGGUCCGGGAGUGGGAGGGAAGGGCGGGUGGACCCGGGGGUUGGUGGGGGAUGCAGUGGGGUUCAGUGUGGUGCCGCAGGUGACGCCGCUGGCGUCACUGCUGCUGGUGCUGGCUGCUAUGGCGCCCGUUCUGCUGCAUAUAUGGUUUAGACCCUUCGCCUACAUCUGUAGUGAUGACUCUGAUGCUGCUCACAGGGAUGGUGGGGAGAGAGAUGGUGCUGACAAGGGUGGGAAAGAGGGUAAGGGGAGUGAACCCCAUGGCACGCCCACAGGGGAGCAGCGGCGGUGGAGUAUGCAGGCCAUAGCAGCGGCGCUGGCGCACGUGUUUCUGAGUGCGUUCCUGCUGGGGUGGCACGUGCAUGAGAAGGCCGUGCUGCACUUCCUGCUGCCACUCUCCCUCCUCGCCUCCUCCUCCCCCGCAUGGGCCUCUGAGUUCCUCAUUCUCGCCACCGUAUCACACUACGCUCUCCUCCCCCUGCUCUUCACACUCCCCGAGUACCCCAUCAAGAUCCUCCUACUCUCACUCUUCUCCCUCGCCCUCCUCCUCUCCUCCCUCUGCAUCUUCUCCCCCACUCCCAACGGCCAACCCACUUCCUCAACACACCAACCGCGUCCUUUCCAAAACUCUUCGAAUCCACAACUCCCCGAGUUGCAGUCCCCAUCGUGGUUGCACAGGCUACGAGUGGCGCAUGCUCUGGGUGUUUUACCCUUGGAAAUGCUGUGCCAGCUGCUGUACCACCACCCACGGCUGCAUGCGCGCUUCCCUUUCCUUCCGCUGCUCCUCACCUCUGUGUACUGUGCACUGGGCAUCACUGUAGCUUGGGCUGUACAGUUGCAUGCUAUUGUCAGAUCCUCCUGA